AUGGUCAUGGUGCCGGGGCUGUUUCAGACGCUGGACACCCUGGAGAAGGCAGUUCUUCCGCUGGUGAAUGCUCAUCCAGGGCUCACGGCGCUUCUUGUGGCACCGCCCGGGUUGCCCAAUACACAUUGGCCUACCGCGAUCUGUCUCGAUGGCGAGCUCAGCGCCAUGUGCGUGUCCACCCUACUGGAGCACCUUCUCGAAGGAGACGAGCUUCUACCCACGAUCGACAAAGACAAAAACGACAACGGAACUUCUCCGAAGGUCAAACCAGAACGGCACCCUGAUGGUCAUCCUUCUGAUCCGCAGCCCGAAAUGACGCCUGCGCCGAUGGCCGCCACGCCCGACCCAUCUACCGCAGAACCGGUAGAAACAAUGGCGGCAGCGGGAAUGCAACAAAGCGACAUCGAUGCGUCGCCCCCCUGCCCUUCGCCACCCAAAUCGCCGAGAAGUUCUCCCCCUGCGCGCGAGGCAUUCCCCGUCAUUUUUGUUGGGUUCGGGUUCGGCGCCCACUCCCUCUUACACCUUGCAGCCGGUCCCCUGCGAACCCGCUCGCAGCCCCCGAGACGGCAGCCUAGGGACAACUGCGGCGGUGGAUGUAGUGACGUUGAUGAUUUUGGUGGUUGUUUUUCUGUCGAAAGCGGUUUCCACGGCGACAACGACGACAGUGGCAUUGGGGAUCAUGAACAACAGCGAGAUGGCGGCAAUGGCGGUGGUGGAGGUACCGCGAGUGACGGCCGCCUCGCUUCGGUGCUCUACCACAAAGGGCUUCGAGUCGGCGGGCUAGUGCUUGUGAACGGGUUUUUUGCCUUGGACGAGCAGUCUACGCAGGUCAUUGGCAACCUCAGGCAGGCGUUCUGCGACCAGAGUGACGGCCUCGCCAGAACCGAGGCAAUCGCUUCACUCCUUUUCUCCGAGAACUACCAGACAGGCCGGGUAGCAGCAUCAACAGCGGCUUCUUCAUCCAUCGUAAAUUCAUAUCCCUUUCUCGAGACAAGAGAGGCGUUUUGCCUCGAUGCACCCGUUUCCGCCUACCCUCGUCCGCAAAAUCAACUUGGCUUUACUUCAAGAACAGCAGGUCUCUUGCCAGAUGGAACAACAUUUAACGACAUGCAGCAGAGGCAUCCCGCGCGUUUCCCCUCGGAUAAGGCGCACCAACAGGCCGAGGUUAGUCUGGAGUCGGUGCUAAGAGAGAUGGACGAAAACGGCCAGGAGCGGAAGCAACGGCUGCUCCGGCGGCACCAACGACAACAAAAGCAGGCCAGUCAAUCUGACAGCGCUUUGCCCAGUGCCGACGAAGGGUUCAACGUCGCUGGUGAACAGGAAGAGGAGGAAGAGUUCGAAUCGAAACUCGGCGAAGAAUGUGAUGACGGCCAAUGGCCAUCGCCACAACAUGGACGCACCACUUCUUCUUCCUCUUCCGAGGGUUUGGAUGCGGGUUUCAACUAUUUCGCGCAAAGGUUGGCCCUGGCGGCAAGCGUUUCGAUCCUCGACGGCCUCAUUCUGAACGGCAGAGGCAGUGAUGGUAGCUGGAGUGGCAGCGUUUCGUCCGGGCAUACAGGCGUGAGCGGUGGUACCGGCAGCGGUCGGGUGAUCGAUGAGGUUAAACGCACGGGACUGCCGCUUUUGAUGGUGCAAGGAACGGAGGACGCCCUAAUUGGGUCGCCUCUCGCGCUGGUGCUUAAGCAGGAGCUGCUAUCGGACGAAGCUGUCGAUGCCGAAGCUGGAAGCGUGCUGGAAUGCCUCAUGCCAACGCCACCGGGCAUUUCGCCAGGCGGUAGGGUGCACGGCGAGCAAACCGUAACACCGACGUCGUCGGUGGGAGGGGCAGAGGACGCAAAGGGAAACACGAGUGCCGACGGUGACGGGGGAAAUGAGGACAGGAGUCGAGGAAGCGACGUCGCUGAACAAGGGCGAGGAGGACACGGCUUGCUCCGCGCGCACACGUGCUGGGUGAAAGCUGGCCACGAUGUGCUGCACGAGAGGGGACCCUUCCUGCGCGCUUUGCUCAAUAAGACGUCGGCAGCCACCAGCGUCCUCAUGGGCCGGGCGCCGAAGCUAGUUGACUUCUUCGACCUGGAAGACGAGGGUUCGAGGCGAGAGUUCCAAGAAGCCAGGGACUACCUCGAAGAGUGGCGCGAGUUCAGUAUCGACAGGGCUAUCGUGACCGCCGGGCUCGGGGCGACCGGCGAACGCUUGGCCGCUCUGGACCUGCCUCUAGUGGCACGGUACACGUUCCAGACGAUGAAAGAGUGCUGGAGAUGCCGAGCGCUCGUGGUCGAGGUCACUCGCCUCGAUCUUGGCAUGCGCAAGAGGCAAGCCCACACGCGCGAGCAGCUGGCCCUUUCCAUCCGCACCGUGAACAACAUGGUCCGCACCCUCCGCAAGAGCAACAGCAGCAGCAACAACCAACACCGCGACACGACCAACAGCGGCGACAACGCCGCCGCCGCCGGCGCCGCCACUGCUGAGAACAACGGCAACCAGCAGGACCUUCUCCACCUCGAGCCCCUCGAUCAGCAGGCACUGAAGGCCGAGAUCGCGGCCGCGGAGGGCUCCAGGGCGACCAACUACGCGGCCUGCCGCAAGCUGCGGCGUACCGGGGCGGUCUUCGCCGCCCGGCGGGAACGACUCGAGUCGACGCUGGCCUUCCUGACGGGGCGAGUGCGGGGCUCGCUGCUGUCGCUGGAGCGGAUUAUGGGGCAGCUCCGGAAGCACCUCGCGCUCGCGAGGGUGCAGGAGAGAGUCUUCCACGAGGAGGUGGUCAAGGGCGAGAGGAUGGGGCUGAAGGCUCGCCGGCGCCUUGAAGUGGUCCGGGAGCAGCUUUCGACGUUGGGUGUACACCCGCACAAGUGGACAGACUCGGAUGCGUGGCAGCCAGGCUACAUGCAGAGACACGAAACGGCGGAGCUGGUCAAAAUGCUCGAGGCAGAGGGUCGCACCCUCCAGACGGCCGCGGACGAAGCCUGCGAACAGAGUGAACGCGCUCGAGAGCUCCACGAGAAUAUCUUCCAGCAGGAGUCCACUCUGGUGUCCACGAUGCAAGGCGUGGGUGCGCUGUUCAGUCUCCUGAACACCGCCCUGGAAGACGAGAACUUCGUCAGGGACGCGGAGACUGUAGUGGAGGCACAAACGGCGCUCGAGCAGGAGGUGUUAGGGCUCGGCAGCGGGAAGGCGGGACGAAUAGGCAAGCGAAACCAACGAGGAAAAGGGCUGCUAUCGGCAGAGACGCGCGUGAGGGCCACGCCUCACCGCAACCGAACGCCGGACGAGAAAAGGUGGGUGGCCCUGGACGCGGUGGUUAACCCUCAGCUAUACCACCACGUUACCCUCGCCGAGGCCGAGGAGAUGCGCUGGGACGCCCUGUACUACACACGACUGGACCGGGAGGAUAUCCUCCGGGUGCUGUCGCUUCCGCCGCAGGUGCAGCUGGCCCUGCCGUUCCUGCACACUCCUGACGAGGUCGCCGCGCACGAGCUCCUCGCCCGGUACUCGCUCGGCAUCAGCGCCGACCACUUCGCGCAGCAGGACAAGACUAGCCAAGACGCCUGCGAGAAUCCGAACACGGCUUCUGCGUCUUCCUCCAUGACUGCGGCGGCGGAGGCGGCCGGCGACGACAAAACCGCGCCGGGCAGCGCUACCGCAAAAGGAGCGGGAACUUCCCGCCCUGGCUGGCGGGACGACAUCCUUGCACGCGCCACUCAGCGAGUCUUGGUUUGCAUGUGGCGCGCCGCAGAGGCGGAGCUAGCGUCUCCCGAAGACCGAGACGACGAGGAGGCCAUCUGGUGCGUGCUGGAUCGGAAACUGCGACCGCAGCUGUACCGCGACUCCGACGAAAGCGCCGCUGACAGAGCCGAAGAGCUGCAUUGCGAGGCUGACGCCCGGGAGGACGCGCGCCAUACCUGGCUGACGACCCCCAAGGGUACUUCCCCUAGGAAUCCCGCCGCCGCCCAAAAUCUAUCAAAUGUCGGGGGUAGCAGACACAAGAUCGAAAUCGUUGUCGAGCAGCAACGGACAGCCGAGGGCGUGGCUGCCCUGAGAAGGGUAUCCGAAGACCGCGAAAUGCUAGUACACGGGGUUGCUGACUCUUUCAGCGAAGAAUACCUCAAGGCCUUGGCCGCGUCGGUGUCGGUAGGCGGGUUGCCAGAGGUUGGCGUGUUAGAAACAGGCCGAGAACCAGAAGGGGAUCGAGGGUUGAAGGCGACACCAGGGGGGCAAAAUGGUGAACCGGGAGCUACAGCAGUAACGAGGGACACUGGAGACGAUGAAGCGCGCAUGGAUGCAGCACGGCCACGAGAGAGUAGUCAAGCAGCGGGAGACGAUGGCGACCGCAACGAGAAAGAGGGCGAACAGCAAGAGCGACGCAGCCGCAGCCGCCGCCUCGUGGAGACCGUACAGAGAGUCCUGCCUCGGUUUCUCGUCGCCGAGGAGGAGACUCCUCUCGGGCGGGACAUGACUCGGUCUCUCGCGAUGCUGCAAGAGGUAGCCCUACGCCUGGGAAGAGGGCAGCGGGACAUCUUUUCGGGCUUAAACCCGCAGACCGCCCUUGCCGCCCUUCGGUCCCCGCCGCCGUCGACAGCGGGAAAGCCGGCAUCCAACCCCCGAACGGAGGAGAAUGGCAGCCGUUCCGGCAUUAUCGCCGCAGAAGGAGGCGGAGAGAGUGGGAUGCCGAGGGAAGAAGCUCCGUGCAUCGGACGAGAUGAGGGAAGUGUCUGCGGAGCUGCUGAAGGUACUCCAGGGAACACGAGAGACGGUACUGAAGGAGGCAGGUCGGCUACCAGCAAGCCUGACAGAACGGUGGACAGGGUAGACCCUCGACAACAACGGUUGGCAGAUGAGGCGAAAUCCAUGUCGGACUCCGGGCAUUGUUACGACAGCUGCAACUACAGCGCAAUGUCAGAUACGCCACGAAAGCUCGAAAAGGUGUUCGGUUCCUGGGAAGAGAUACAUCCAGCCGCGCUCGGGGUGCAUUCUCAGGAGAAGGCGUUCCGGACGGGGGACGGAGAAGGAAUGCAUCCGGCGAGCUUCCGGAGGGAUUCCACAAGCGAUGGAGACAGCAUUGGCUCUACCCGAUCGUCCGUGCUCACAGCACCUGGGUUUACUCCUUUCUACGACGUCCGUCACCACCACGACAACAUCUUGAGCGCAUCGCUAGACCCCCUAGACAUCCUGACCGGAGAAGGGCACCCAGGGGCCGCACCAGAGAGGUUGUCAUACGAGGCAAGCGGCGGGAACAAUUUAAUCGCGGCUGGGAUGGACAGGGUCGGAGAUUUUGAUCCCGGAGAGGUUGUGGUCGGUAUCGCCGUGACAGUUGUGUUCCAGGGAAAUUUCGAGACCGACGGCUAUCGCCUCGGCCGACUCGCCGCCGGAUUGUACCGCAUGCCACCCGCGUUCGGGCAGGGACAGGCCGAAGACGGAGCGGAGCUCCCUCAGCCAGUGGGGUUCGCCCCGUACUCUCUGCAGUCUCUCAACACUCCAGAGUCGAUCGGAAGGGUAAUGAUAUUCCACCAGCCUCGGGUGCACCCCGUGCGGGCGGGGCGGUUUCAGGUGGUGAUCGGUGCAGCGUCGCGUGUGAAGUACAGCCUUAGCGUUGUGGCCGCCACGGCCAUCGAUGCGUUCGCUGCUUUCGACGAGAGCAUGAAGGAGGCCAAGCGCAUGCAAAAACGUCUCCCCUCGCUCAUGGAAGAAAUAGAGGUGUUGAAGGACGUAUCCAAGCUGUCGAGAUGGAAGCAGCGAAUCGUGAGGGAGCUCCUCGAGGAAGCCAGGGAGGAGGCUGUGAGAUGCGAUGUUGAGGUCAACGAGGUCAAGAGAGAGAUUCAGGAGGAAGAGAAAGACCAAAAGCUAGACGAUGACGGGCGGCGCGCGCUGCUUGCCGAGGCGCGACAACUGAAUGCGGAGCUCGUCCGCUGGAAGUUCGCUUGA
Molecule: messenger RNA, 5919 nt
Organism: Ectocarpus siliculosus
Lineage: Eukaryota; Phaeophyceae; Ectocarpales; Ectocarpaceae
Source: the annotation of a GenBank genome assembly